GUUAUAGAUUUCACUCCAGCUUGUCUACAACUGAAAAAUAGUAAGAUUUUUAACCCAUUUAUCUCUUGCAUUUUCACAAAUGAUCAAGUAAAUGAGCCUCCGAUUCGACUCCUGAGUCUCCCAAGACCUCUACUAGUAAGUCUAACCUUUGGUGAAUGGUUUUGAAAAGCACAUGAAGUGUUGUCAAUGGCAUCAUCCGCUACUAUUCCACCAGAGCAUAAUCAGUGGUCGCCAUCUGAUACUGUGGCACAAGGGAUUGCACAGGAAUAUUCAAGUCAGUGGCACAUAUUAGAGCAACUGAAGUCGAGUGUAGCUGUUGUAGAUCCCUUGGCUGAUACAAGCAAAACGUCAAGAGAAUCUGUUAGUCCAGGAAAUAUUUCUGAUCAAGAUCAAGAACCUACUGCUAAAAGCAAAGAAGUCGAGACAGGAGACACCGAGAAGACAGAAAAAGAAUGGUUCAUACUACCAGACGCUCUAUCCAGUGGCCAUACAUCAGAUGCAGGCAGUGAUUCAGCCUUGGAAAUCAGUGAUUUGAGAAAUGAGCCAAGUUAUUCUCAAAGCAGUAACAGGACUACACCAAGCUCUUCUACCAAAACAAAGGAACUAAGCAUGGAGAAAAAGAAUGAGAAUGACCCUUAUCAAGAGCAGUGGCAUGUACUGGAGGAGCUCAAAGCCAGCGUCAAAGCCAUGCAAUGGAGCUCAAAUGCCUCUGAAUCAUCCUUUGACGUCUCUCACCAAAGCAUGCCAUCAAGAAACAGCUCCAAGAAAGAGGAUUUUGCAGAGCCUCCCAAGAGAGCACCUGUUGCCAAUAGCAACCUGGUCAGUGGGUCAGUAAGCAGCUUUGGAAAUACAGAUGAUGAGAGUAGUUUUCGGAGUGGGGUGUCGUCGAAAGCAGCUGGGUCAUACAUAAAUAAUUCAGUUGGUACUACCUCACUUCCUGUACAGCUAACGCAAACCUCGGGCUACCAAGACCAACAAUCCAGAUCUGCCCCAUCAAGUUUUUACCAAGGAACAGCCAUUACAAGUGAUGCCCACCAGGCCCAAAAUACUUCCUCUGAUUUGAGCCUGGAGAGUGAAAAUCUCGGCUUUGCUGAUCUUCCUAAUCGACCUGCAACUAUUGGCAACUACGGUGCAAGUGAUCUAGCCAAUACUUCGCCGUUUGGGACGACUGGGAUACCUCUACAAGCUAUGAACAUCCAAGUGAACACGUCUCAAAAUAUCAUCAGCGUGCCUUCGACUUUUAGUGGAAGUGGUGGUGAUGUUGCAUUGAUGUCUGAAGGUAGUGACACCUUGCUGUCUAAAGGGCCUAUGUCAGCCAGGGAGAGACUACAACCUGAUGGACGAGAUGGCCCUGAUGUUCUUGCAGCUCCCAAGACAGUACAACUUGUUCCUAGUCUUGUUAGCUAUCCUCUAAGUGCUGGGUCAUCAUCCACUGAUAACGCACAAGGAACAGUUCUUCAGCCUUCACAGGGAAACAGCGACCUUGACAUCGCAAAAUCCAGUAAUUUAAGCCAAGUUGGUCAGCUCUUGGUAGGUGAUGCAGCACAAAGUUCGCCCUAUUCGACGUCUCAGUUAUCAGGCUCUACCCCUGUAAUAUCCGGGGCCCUAGGAAUGAGUCUCCAUAGCAACACCUCUGUUGGGGUACCUCUAAGCAACGCCGUGGACAAUUCUAGUGUUGGGAUCGGCCCUCAGUUGACAACUGGGUUGGGGACCGAAGACUCUAACCAACCUGGAUCAAAAGGAAGUGUCAACUCGAGUCUGCAAUCGAGCUUUUCACCAGAUCAAAAUAAGGGUUCACAUCCCUCCUCGUCACCAAGGCAACAUGGUUCAAGUCUGACUGAAGUUCAGUCUUCUAUGUCACAUACUAAUAGUGCUACUAAUAUUACCAAUACCAGCUGGUUGUCUGGAGGAGUUAGCCCAACAUCUCAAGUACUUAUUGACCUACCAACGGGACCAACGAACCAAGGCAUGGGUAGUUUUGCUCAGAACGAAAUUCGUGAUGCUGUGAUGCAGAGAAUCGAAGCUCACACCCAAAUAACAGAUUUCGGGAGUAAAGUCGUUCCAAAGGAGCCAACGGAGUCAUCUUUUUCCUGGUCAAAGCCAACAGGUAUUAGUGGAGCAUAUGGUACCUUAGAUUCUCGUUUUGUCGGCAAUGGCCAGGUAGCACCAUUAAGUUCUAUACCUGCUAUCCCUGCGCGUUCUUACCAUAGUUUACCAGAUACUUCCCAAGGUUCUAUCCCGAAAACAACUCAAUCUAUCACUACGUCAUUUGAUCCCACGGUACAUGGAGACAGACAGACAAGUUCCAAUCGCCACACCAUGUACCCAAGUCAAGUGGACAGACAGACAACUCAUAAUGAGCUACCAGGGUCUUAUGAUUCGUAUAGCUUAACAACUACACAAAGUUUUCCUUCGUCAACUCUUACAGGGAAAUCGGCUGGCUACGUUUAUAGAACAGCAGCAACACAAAGUUCUGCUCAAAAUAUCCCUUCUCGGUCUUCUCUAUUAGAAGAUCCAGGACGCUCAAGGAUUCAGAAAGAUAUCUUCUCUCGACCAUCAGCGGUAGACAAUAUAAGAAGUGGCCUUCUGAACAGUGAAGACGACGAACAGAGUCCUGUCUCUAAGCUACUUGGACCAAAGUUCAAGGCAACACAGGAUUACCUCAAUAAGCUCAGAAAUGAAAAACUUCAAGAAAGUAGCUUUAGAAGCACUGGUUCAUCAGACAGUGAAUCUCGAGUUCCCUUGGCAAAUCUUAUAGAAAAGCCAUUUGACAACGGCUUCAGGCAGCGAGAAUCGUCCAAAGAGAUUUCUCACAAAUUGUCUACAAGUUCUUUGUCUGAUAAUAGUUAUGAAAGAAAGUUGGAGUCCAAGCAAGCGUGGUCAGUUGAUACGAGUGAUGCAUCAGAAUCUCGUAGCGACAGAAUGGGAAAAGAAAAAGAUCAAWGCGUUAAACAACAUUACCAUUCUUUUGAUCAUCAAACCAUGAGCAAAACAAAAGAUACUUCUGGGAAUAUCUAUACUCGAGAUGUUCACUCAGCAUCCCUUUCUCCUUACGAUAAAACUACACCAAGUACUGCUUCAACUGAUCAAAAAUCUGCUAAAGAUUCAUACUUGAAAUAUUCCCAAGAUUCUUUUCCUACGAGUAAGAACGAGUGUUUACAUGAGAUCCAAGAGAGUUUGUCCCGGUACGAGACUCCUUUGAGUAGCUUACAACCUGAUGAAAAAGCGUGGGCCCAAGAUGUUGGCCAUAAUGUAAAUAAAAGAACACUGUACUCAACGGAAUCUAACAGUUUAAUGUCUUCAUACGACGAAGCUGAAGACACUGAUGAUUUGUUAAGCUAUGAGGCUGUUUUACAAGGAGAUAUCAGGUAUAUUAGACGACUUAAAGAUGGUAAGCAAGAAAGGAAAUCACAAGAAACGUCCAGCAAAGGGCACUUCCAUUCAAGUAGCAUCAACAGCAAAUCAAGUCUGACACCAGAAACAACACCAGGACAGUUAACUGGAGAUCUCUCUUCCAUUAAUGGCAGUGUAGAGUGCGAUCCAUUGACACGGAUUCCAGUCUCUGUGGGUUCCAGCGGUUCAGAAUUUCCAAGUAUCGAGGAAGAGACCAAGCGGUUUCACUUGUCACUUGGUGCAGGUAUUGUGAGUCCAGUUAUAGAGAGUGAAAAUGAGAAUUACCAAAGAACCCCAGAAGAAACUUCGGACGUUGGUCCACGGGAUGACGACGAUGAUGCUCAGCUAUCCUCUGAUGUAAUCGAAAUUGAAGAUAUCGAAGAACAAGAAGGACGAAAAGAAGUUCUCCACCCAAGUGAAAGAGAAAGUCUUACAACUGAAUCAUCAUCAUCCAGUACAUAUCAACCUUACAUUCCAAUCGCGCUCCGACAGCCUGCAUCUACCGAACGAGAUUCAGAAGUAACAGGAAACUCAUCUUUGACUUAUGGAGUGUAUGACAUAAGAAAUUCUUCUGGUCCAGGAAGUACAAACAGGAGAAGAAAGGCCAUGGGACUGACACCAAUUCCAGGAAGAGUGCCCAAACUAAUGAAUGGUAUAGUGUAUGUAUCACCUGAGUCUUCGCCCUUGCAAAGCAGCAUGCAAGAGGAUUUGAGUACGGAUGAAAAAUCAUCCAAAGACGACACUUUGACCAGUCAGUCGAGGAUUAAAUCAAAGAGUGACGUACGAGAAAAGCAUUCGACUUCUCACCGAUACAGCUCCCAGGGGGGACGUCCAACAGGCUCGCGAGACAGAAGCAGCAGCUGGCAUUCUGCAGAAGAUCAUGAAUCGCGCAAGAAGAAGCCCUCUAGAGACAAUGACGAAAGCUCUCGAACCCGCAGUAGAGCAAGUAGUUUUGAAGAAGCUAAAGUCAUCGAUGACUACAUUGGAGGUCGUAAACUUGUUCAACAUGGAAAAUCUCGUAAUGCUAAAAGUAGACCUAAAGAUGGCACGCAUUCAGACGAAAGUCCUUCACUAAAGGAAUACUCCACUUCAACGAAAAAUGCAGAUCUUAAUCAAAUGUGGGAACGCUUUCAAGAAAGUCUUCGUUCAAGUCCUCGAUACAACAGAACAGACAGCGUGUCUUCCCACUUGAGCAGGCUUUCCGCAUUGCUGUCCAAGCCACUGGACACGGCAACCACAAGCUCUGAAACUGAAUUCGACGGGAAACGUUUUAGAAAGCCGCGCUCACACUCGUAUGGUAGCUCAUCUAGUAAAGUAUCUACCGAAUCAGAUCAGCUGUACAAUGAAUGGGUCAAAAGUUCUUCUCUUUCACGGCAGAUUAAACUUCGGAAAUUACUUGAAACUGUCAAUGUUGGCGAUGUUCCGACAUUUCCGCGUCUACGACACAGGGAUACCACAACAACUACUACUACUACGAGUAGUACGCCGAGUGACACUUCGUUUUCCGAGGCACCAGAAAGUAGAAAUGCCUCUCUUGUUACUUUACCACGUUCGAAUCGAGGAUUUAGGAAAGUCUCUAAGACUCCGGUCCUUGUGCCCUCGAGUCAAUCCAGGCGCCCAGCAGAACACGACCCCUCACGACCAAUAUGCAUUUGUGCUAUUCAUAAAGAGAAACCUGCUGAACCGGCUAGAGUUGGUCCUGUUAACGAUAAACAACUACAUAGGCCGCGAACAUUAGAUGCGGCUGUCAAUGUACCUUCACCGAAGACGCCUAGACGAGUGCGCAAGAAGGAAGGGUUAGUUGAUGUUGGGGUGCAGACGGCAAGGGAUAGUGAUGAAGAACUUAAUAGACAAAAUAUUCGUAUCAAAGGUAAAAGCAGAAAGCAUCUGAAAGAUGAAAAUAAACUCGAAAGGGUGGAUUCUGAAAAGGCAACAGCUAUCGGUGCAUCAACGCCAAAGCGGAAAGAGCGCUAUUUGGCAAGCCAGAACUCUCAAAACCAAAAACGUGUUAGCAGUGUCGAUUCAAGCCUUAGGUCCCCUGAAGGCUUACAAGAUACGACCCAAGAGGAUUCGCGUCUGGAAAACACGAGUAAAAAAGAAAAAUCUAGAAGCAGGCAACACAGAGGUCGUCUUCUUGCAAGUCAGAAUUCCCCAGUUGCCAAAAUGAAUUCCGAAUCUCAACAUUCCCCAUCGGGGCCUACCUGGUUUUACCCAAUGACUAAUCGUCACUACAGCCAUCCCGCACGAUCUACUAGUGUAGCGAACAAAUACAGUAAACCCAAUCUACAGACUAGUGUGGUCAAACCAGAUAGACUUCGAUCUGAAGAACAAACAACAAAAGCAUUCAGCCCUCCAGCUGCUGCUCCAUCAACGUCUAUACAAAAGCUUAGCCUUCAAGAAGCCUUCUGCUUUGCCAAGCCUGAUUUUAUCAAACGAUCUCGAGCGCGUUUGACGAGGAUCGAACACAAUAGAACAGUACGCGAGUCCGGCGAGACCAAGACUAAAGGACAAGAACGUGUUUCGAAGAUGGAAAUCCUUGCUGUAAGUAAGCCUUCUGUGAGCAAGCCACUUGUCAACCCCAAAACAGAGAAACUUUAUCGUCCAAAACCGAGACAAAUGAGCAAAAAAGAAAUCAAAGAGAUGAAUCUAAGACUCUAUAAUAACCUACCAGAAGUGAAGGCGCAGAAAGCCGAUGAUCGCCGCAAUGCCUUCUACAAGACAAAUCGAUUGAGAGCCAAGCUAUAUGAUAAGCGUGUUCGAGAAAACUUGAAGAAAAGAUAUGCAGCCUAACAAGAACAGCAUGACGUUUUGCUCGAACCCUUACCGUUACGUCCUCCUUGGCCAGUCACUCCAACGUGACGUUCUAAUUGUAACCUCUUGCGUGACGUUCAUCAAUACCUCUUCAGACAACACUAUACUUUUCUUUUACCAUCAGAAGCUCGUGCAGAUAAAGUAUGAAAAGAGUUACGACAAAAUUCUGUUUGUUUUUCUAUUUCUUAUCUAGAUGUUUCUAUAUGGAAGCAUAAGCGAAGCUCUUUUUACUCCUCUUGCAAUUUUUACUCACUUCAUAGAAAACUCUCUUCGUGCUUCCAACAAACGACAUUUUGUCUGUCUUCUUAGCUUGUCUGUCGAAUAUUGUGAACGAAAAUACUUCUACAUACGCGGUCUUGAACUUCUUAAAUAUUUAACUUAUUUAUCAUAUCUAUCUACCCAUUACGCUUGAAAACGUACUCAAUAAUGUGAAUAUUUUAUGAUUUAUAAAAAAGGGAACUAGCCGGAUUGAAAUCAUUUGUCGAUUUUUUGUUUUUAUCUGAUGUCAUAGCCGCAUUGUUGACAAGAAUUUGAACAGAAGAUUUUUUGAUGAUAUCUUAAGUAAUUAUCUUAAGUAAUAAAUCAAAUAUGGAUGCUUCGUUUUUCGAUUUUCUUUUUUGUUUUGUUUGCUUUUUGUUUUGUUUUCCCGCUAUUUUGAGAGUUAUUGCAAACCUGGUUUCCAAAACGGGGUUUUGCCUCGUUUUUGUUUUGUUUUGUUUUGUUUUGUU
This is a messenger RNA of Actinia tenebrosa (Australian red waratah sea anemone), 6932 nucleotides long. RefSeq lists its product as uncharacterized. Gene Ontology annotation, cellular component: centrosome; centriole; cytosol. NCBI's taxonomy places the organism in Eukaryota, Metazoa, Cnidaria, Anthozoa, Actiniaria, Actiniidae. Gene Ontology annotation, biological process: regulation of centriole replication. Gene Ontology annotation, molecular function: microtubule binding. The record is from RefSeq and is a predicted model, not a curated record.